GGAAGGAGGCGGGGUCACUAUUUGGCAGGUUCGUCCCUUCGCUAAGCAACGACCUGCAAACGGGCAUCCGAGCAAAGAGAGAAAAUACACAUCGCUGCAGAACUAUAAACGCACGCCUGCCAUGUUCUCCACACUCUCCCUGCAGUUCCACGUCUGAUCUCGUCGAGCUAUCGCCUACAAGGACAUCGGCUGCAGAAAACGAGCCGGAAACCGUGUUUGUUUUGACCUGUGAAGUUAAGGGGAAUCCUGCAAGAGGGAUUAGCGGUCCGUCAAUGAGGAACUACCGGCUCAUCUUCUGCCACAACCUGAAGCAGCCAUAGAUGGUUCACUGGUUCACUGGUCAGAGGAGGAGAGGCUAGGACAUACUUUCACUGCUACACGACGUGCGCUCUAGGCGGGGUUGUGGUGAGGAGGAGGAGGUGGCCAUGAGGAAAAGCGGCCCUCCGUUGCCAGGGAACGAAGGCGAGAGCUCGCCCAGCACCACGCGGGUAUUUGGCGUCCCUUUAGAGGAAGUGUCACGCACGCACACGGUGGGCGGCUAUGAGGUUCCAGAACUGGUGAAGCACAUUGUCGACUACAUCGAGGAGCACGGACAUCUGGACUUGGAAGGACUCUUCCUGGUAAAUGGCAACGCAGAGCGAGUGGAUUGGCUCCGCCAGCAGUACGACAGCGGCGAGGAAGUGGAGCUGGAGAAGGUAGCGGACCUGGCGUCUGCUGUCAGCUUGCUUCGACUCUUCCUGCAGGAGCUCCCGGAACCGGUGAUCCCGAGGGCCAUGCAGGGACACAUCCUUCAGCUACACCAAGACUUCAACAAUGAAGAGGACUUCUGCAGAAACUUGAAAUACCUGCUGCAGCAGCUUCCCCCGCUCAACUACGGUCUUCUGCGGUUCCUCUGCCGCUUCCUGUCCAGCGUAGCUUCGCUUCAGCAAGAGAGUUGGAACAUUGGGGCGCUGGCCGCCGUCUUUGGACCUGACAUCUUCCAUCUGUCAACUGAAGGAGAAGACCUUUGGGACCAGGAGUCUGUCAGCCGAGUUCUGGCUGAGCUGUUGGACAACCAGGAUGGCCUGUUUGACUCGGAGGACGAUGACGUUUCCACCACCAACGACUACAGCUCCAUCAAUGAACAGAUCACGGAGCUGCUGGAUGACGACAAGUGUGAAGCCGAGUGUGAAGAUCUGCCACAGGAUGAGGGGGACGAGUGCGCAACCUCCUCCGACUCACCACAACAGACACCAUCAGAAGAAACCCCUGCCUCUAGCUCCCACCUCUCCCCCAUAUCCAUGCUGCCGGCCGACCCUGCUGAGAUCAUCGAACGCACCAUCCGCGCAGCAGUGGAGAAUCACUUCUACGAGCUGAAGACCUCAAUCAACCACGAGCAGAGCAACAUCGAAAGCCGAGAUGUGUCAGAAGAGCAGGGUAACCAUGGGGACCUAGCAGACCGCCGGGGAGACCCAGCCCAGUUAUCACUGUCUGACCAGCUCACGCAGCAAAAAGACCCAGAAAGGUCGGCAGACUCCGGCGCUGCCCCAGAGGAGGGUUCUGGGAUGGACCUGGACUCCGACACUAACACUGCCGGGCACGACAGUCAAGCCUGCGACAUCAUGGAGCAAUCUGAAACCAUGAGCUACGAUUCAUGCGGGUGGGACCAAAACGCCAACACCAGCCAAGCCAACAGGAACCUGGAGUCUUCAUGUCCCUCCAACAGUAGCCACGCCCCCCGUCUCCAGCUAUUCCCCGACCACCAGUGGGAAGCCUCCUCUUCCUCUCAUCUCAACGUCCCCCCCAUAGACUUCUCAUCCAUGCACCUGCAGAAGGAAGGGACAGAUCCGGUCCCAGCGUUUAAAUCCUGGCAGGACGAGAGCGAGAGCGGUGAGGCUCAGCUCUCCCCGCUGGCUGGCCGCAUGGUGCCCCUCCCUCUGCUGCCCCUGGAGGAGGACGCAGAGGAGGACGCAGAGGAGGCAGGACAGGCAGUGUCACCUUCGUCGUCCCGCUCCCACCCUCACCUCCUCGCCAGGCGCUUCCUUGACUUCGGAGCGCACGCCGCCCAACGCUUCCUCCAGCAAGAUCCAGACGCCACGUCACCCACAAAAACUCAGAGGCCGCGGCGAGCAUCGUUCGGCUCCAAGGAAACCUUCCGAGGGGAUUCGAUGACCCACCAGCUCACCAAGAAGCUCCAGCACCUGAAGAAGAAGAUCAAGCAGUUUGAGGAGCAGUUUGAGAAGGAGAGGAACUACAAGCCCUCUCAUGGAGACAAGGCAGCUAACCCCAAAGUUCUCAAGUGGAUGACCGACCUCACCAAGAUCCGGAGGCAGAUUAAAGGACGCCAGCACCACCUUUUCCCCAGAAGCUCGCUGAGGCACCAGGCUUUGCUCCACUCACACAGACGCCACCACUCCCCCUCCCCCUCCGCCCCCUCCUCUGUCUGCCCGCCCUCUCAUUACGCAGUCACCCCCCCAGCCCACCCCCACUCAGGCCCGACCUCUAGACUCCUCAACGCCAAGCACCGCGCCGAGAGCGAGUUCGGCCCCCUGACUCGCCCUCGAAGCAACACGCUGCCCAAGAGCUUCGGCUCCACGCUGGACCACGGCGCAGCGGGCGAGGCCAGGGAGCCGCGGCCCACCAGGGAGGAGACUCUGGAGCUGAUCCAGCAGCGGGUGAAAGGGAAGAGGCAGGAGGACGGCUGGCCAGAAGACGUGAAGAAGAUGACCAAGGAGCAGCUGUCCUGCGAGAAGACGGUCCUCCAGAAGAACUUGCUGCACUACGAGGGCCUGCACGGCCGCCCGGUGACCCGCGAGGAGCGUCUGGUGGUGAAGCCUCUGUACGAGCGCUACCGACUGGUCAAGCAGAUGCUCACCAGAGUCAGCAUUGCGCCGGUGACGGUGUCGCCAUCCAGCAAGAGGCGGAGCCAAACCCUGCAGCCCAUCAUCGAGGGGGAGACGGCCCACUUCUGGGAGGAGAUCAAGGAGGAGGAGGAAGAGGAGAAGAAGGUGGAGCAGAGGGAGGAAGAGCGGGAGGAGGAGGAGGAUUACGAGGAUGAGGAGGAGGAGGGGGAGAGCAGCAGCGGCGGAGAGAUGCAGGGCUCUGAGGUCAUCAUGGCCGUCGAGCCCCUGACCCUGAAGAACCAGGCUGAUGGUCAGACCCGCUGCGGAGGCCCCGUGGAAGAGGGGUCUGGGAAGCUGGCCAUGGACCUGCGGCUGUCCAGCUCCAACGCUUCGUCCAUGCCGGAGCUGCUGGAGCAGCUGUGGAAGGCUCGGGCCGAGAAGAAGAAGCUGAGGAAGACCAUCCGCGACUUCGAGGAGGACUUCUACCAACACAACGGCAGGAACGUGCAGAAGGAGGACCGGGUCUCCAUGAUGGAGGAGUACCGGGAGUACAAGAGGAUCAAGGCCAAGCUGCGGCUGCUGGAGGUUCUGAUCAGCAAGCAGGACUCGUCCAAGUCCAUCUAGACGGGCGGCGCCACCAAAGCACCACCUUCAGUUUCCCACGCUUUUAGCUAUUUAUCGCCACCGACUCCAGUUUUAAGGAACUCAUGUCACCAUUUUAAUGUUUGUAAAUAGAGGACGACGUCAUCGUCCAGCCGUCGCCGCUGCUCACCUUCGUCGUCGUCUUCAUCACUCGGCUGAUGUUCUCCUCCCGGCUGCUCCACUCACUGUGACUUUUUCUCUUCUUUUUUAACCUCAAUUCCACCUGCGGAGCCGGAGCCGUCGGUGACCCGCGGAGCCGCGGACGCCGGCGCCGCUUCCACUCCCAGCUUGUUCGGAGGUGUCGGAAGGCAAACUGAGGCCGAGCGUCACGAACGAGGAAUGGAGAAUCCGGCACCACCCAGCUUUUACCUUUAAACUUCCCAAAUAUUCUCACGCGGUCAGCGAACGCACCGGCGGAGGGUCACUCUGUGACACGACUCCAACGGACUGCAACGCUUUUAAACACUAGAGUUCAGAAAUUACAGGUUGAUGGGGGAACACGGAUCUCAAACACACAAAAAAGUAGGUUGUUACAAAAUAAACAAAAAACGAAGUCCAGCCCGGACUGGACCACGGAUUGACCGGGACCUGGAAGCGGCACUAGAAAGUGGUGCUGGAUUCUCAACAAACGUGGACUCGCGAGCCGCGUCUCCACGAUUGUCUCGGCUGAAUGGAUCUGCUCGUAGCUUUAUGGAAACACGGUGCCAACACUGCCAGCACUGACCUGAACGCAGCGGAGCGUCUUUUUCUUUCCUCCGGCGGGCAUGUUCAGAGGUUUUACCGACCCGGCGAGGUUUCAUUUCCUGCUGGCGGGUCAAAUGAGGACGGCGUUUUAACCCCUGCCGCGGGGUCACUCACCCUGCGGCGCCGCGGCCGGGGACUUUUUAGGGAGGCGGGUUGUUAGUCUGCUGGUGAUGAUUGUAAACGUCUGGAGCUUUGAUAGAAAACAAGAUGUUAUUUGCACAGCAUUCGCUCGGAUGUGUUUUUGUUUUGUAUUUCUAAUAUGAGGCACUACUUCUAUACAAAUAUAUCCUGUACAUACAUUUAAAAAAAACACCUGAAGGAAUGAAUGUUAAGUUAUUGUUUGGCUCUUUGGUUGACCCUGGAAAUGUUUCUUUUUUUUUAAGUCCUGCUAAAGCGAUCAUAACUUGGUUUCUCGUGACGACAAUUCUGUGUGUCUGCGUCAUUCUGUCGCUGUGUUGGAUCAGCUGAUGUGUAUAUGUGUGCGCUUGCAUGGCCAAACACCAUCCUAUAAACAACACCGUGUGUCACUUGGUUUCCCGUCUUUCGUGCCAUGAUGACUCAGCAAUAAUAAAGAAGUGGAAGAA
Synchiropus splendidus (mandarinfish) is the source of this 4792-nucleotide messenger RNA. RefSeq names its product family with sequence similarity 13 member B (gene fam13b). Lineage: Eukaryota; Metazoa; Chordata; Actinopteri; Syngnathiformes; Callionymidae. The transcript has 24 exons. Bases 426 to 3446 code for a protein of 1006 amino acids. The record is from RefSeq and is a predicted model, not a curated record. Gene Ontology annotation, biological process: signal transduction.